Brienomyrus brachyistius is the source of this 6580-nucleotide messenger RNA. RefSeq names its product bifunctional heparan sulfate N-deacetylase/N-sulfotransferase 2-like. Bases 1135 to 3798 code for a protein of 887 amino acids. The record is from RefSeq and is a predicted model, not a curated record. Gene Ontology annotation, molecular function: heparan sulfate N-sulfotransferase activity; deacetylase activity. Gene Ontology annotation, cellular component: Golgi apparatus. The transcript is spliced from 16 exons. Lineage: Eukaryota; Metazoa; Chordata; Actinopteri; Osteoglossiformes; Mormyridae.
CUGCAACUGCUGUGGUAAACCACAUACAGAGUAUCACACACUUUCCUGUAACUUCUUUUCCGGUCUCCCUGUCAGUGGGGGUGGGGUUGGGGUGGUCGCGUAACAUUGCCGGCUAACCCCACCCCCCCGGCACUGCAUUUUUGGUUUGCCCCAGAGUUUCGGCACAGUCCGUCGAUCGUUAAACGAAGAUGGCGGAAUCGCCCGAGAUGUGGUCGGGACGGCAUUAAACUCCGAUAACAAGAAACAAAAAUAUAAAAAUAUACUGGAGUGUUUGGGGAAGUCGGUUGACGUAGACGUUCGAGGGAAAUUGAUUGCAAUCAGGAGGCUACAGUCUCCAUUGAGUGCCGAGUGACUUCGCAGAGACGAACGCCGGGAAACACCACUGAAAUGCGAGCUGGUGGACGCAUUGAGAGUCAGCGGUUCAGCCUGUCCGUGUUUGUGCGAGCAGCAGACUGCCUCUUGUGCCCCAAUGCCCAACUUCCUUUGUUUACACCACCCCUCCACACAGGUCUGUGACCUACCUCAUGCAUGCUGGGAAGGAUGCAGACUGGGACUCCAAGAGCAGUGCUCAGUGUUAGCAGCUGCUGCUGCCACGACGAUGGCUUCUAGAAUGGAUGGAGGGCGACGGCACUGCUGAAGAUACUGCCUGGGAAGGUGGUUUAAGUACAUGCGAUAACACCCAUGACGGCUGUGAGCUUGCUCUGCGCAAGUGACUGAGGACUAGAGUGUACAAUCGCCUAAAGAGGGCGAGAAAGCUAACCUGUGUGGAGGGGUGGUGUCAACAAAGGAAGUUGGACAUUGGUGCACAAGAGGCAGUCUGUUGCUCAAGGUGUUUCUGCAAGGGAGCUGUUGUACACCAGAUACGAGAACCUGGUUUGAUCGAUCGAUAAAGGCAGGAUUCCGGUACCAGCUGGAAAAGGCUAGAGAGAAGAAGUACAUGCUGAGUCAUGGGUUAUGCGGGCCAUGGUGACCUAGCUUAAAUGGCUUUCUACAAGCAGAACUCAGUGCUAGUAUCUGUUGGUCAGCCCCACUCCUUUUCCUUCUCCGCUGCCUCAGGUUGCCACCUCCGCCACUCUUUUGCCAUCCUUGAGUCCUGCUUGAUCCCAACUUUGACUGUCCCCCCCCAGCAACGCCAUGAUGGGCGUCUGGAAGCUGGUGCGGGGCAUGAGGCAGAUGGAGCUGCAUCGCCUCAUCUUAGCACUCAUAGUCUUCUGUCUGCUGUCCAUGGCUUUCCUUGCUUACUAUGUCAGCAACAACCCCAAAAUCAAGGAAGGCCCCCCCCUCCCCAUUAGCGAUUGUGUGGCAGUAGCCACAUCAACAGGAGGUCAGCGCGUGCCCCUGUUUCUUCCCCCACAGGCCAACCGGCAAUUUCUUAAACCAGUGGACAAUUCGCGCACAGACCCUGUGGUGCUAGUGUUUGUAGAGAGCGUUUACUCUCAACUAGGCCAAGAGAUUGUGGCCAUCCUGGAGUCUAGCCGCUUCAAGUACCAGACAGAGAUUGCUCCCGGGAAGGGUGACAUGCCCACAUUGACUGAAGGGGACCGGGGGCGCUACGCCCUUGUCAUCUACGAGAAUGUUCUCAAGUAUGUCAACCUGGACGCCUGGAACCGUGAGCUGCUGGACAAGUACUGUGUGGAGUUUGGUGUGGGGGUCAUCAGCUUCUUCAAGGCCAACGAGAACUCACUACUCAGUGCUCAGCUCAAAGGCUUCCCUUUGUUCCUGCACUCGAACCUGGGCCUGCGUGACUACCGCAUCAACCCAGCUGCCCCACUACUUUACAUCACCCAAGCCAAUGAGGUGGACCAAGGCCCAUUACCCGGGGAUGACUGGACAGUUUUCCAGUCCAACCAUAGCACCUAUGAACCUGUUCUCCUGGCCAACACCCAUUCUCCAGAGGCUCUGCUCCACUUAGGUUCCAGUCAGGUGGUUCAUGCUACCGUGGUACAGGACCUGGGCCUCCAUGAUGGCAUCCAGAGGGUGUUCUUUGGUAACAACCUGUCCUUUUGGCUGCACAAGCUAAUCUUUGUGGAUUCCAUUGCCUACCUAACUGGCAAGCGAUUGUGCCUGUCUCUGGACCGUUACCUUUUGGUCGAUGUGGACGACAUCUUCGUAGGCAAAGAGGGCACUCGCAUGAAGGUGUCUGACGUUGAGGCUCUCCUCAGUGCUCAAAAAAGGCUCCGCGUCCUGGUGCCCAAUUUCACCUUCAACCUGGGCUUCUCUGGAAAGUUCUACCACACCGGCACUGAUGAGGAGGAUCGGGGUGAUGACAUGCUGCUGCACCACAGGAAGGAGUUCUGGUGGUUCCCUCACAUGUGGAGCCACAUGCAGCCACACCUGUUUCACAACGUCACUGUGCUGGCUGAGCAGAUGCGCCUCAACAUGCUCUUUGCCAAGGAGCAUGGGAUUCCCACAGACUUGGGCUAUGCCGUAGCCCCCCACCACUCAGGGGUGUAUCCCGUGCACAGCCAGCUCUAUGAGGCCUGGAAGGCUGUGUGGGGCAUUAAAGUGACCAGCACAGAAGAAUACCCUCACCUGCGGCCCGCCCGAUAUCGCCGGGGCUUCAUCCACAAUGACAUCAUGGUGCUGCCCAGACAGACGUGUGGCCUAUUCACGCACACCAUCUUCUAUAACGAGUAUCCUGGGGGCUCCCGUGAGCUGGACAGGAGCAUCCGGGGGGGGGAACUGUUCCUCACGGUCCUGCUCAAUCCGAUCAGCAUCUUUAUGACCCACUUGUCCAACUAUGGGAACGACCGACUGGGUUUAUAUACCUUUGAGUCCCUGGUCAAGUUUGUGCAGUGCUGGACCAACCUGCGGCUCCAGACACUGCCUCCAGUCCAGCUGGCUGAGAAGUACUUCACCAUCUUUCCUGAAGAGAGGGACCCCUUGUGGCAGAACCCAUGUCAUGACAAGAGGCAUAAGGACAUCUGGUCCAAGGAGAAGACUUGUGACCGGCUCCCCAAGUUUCUAGUGAUUGGUCCUCAAAAAACAGGCACCACGGCGCUCUACUCUUUUCUAACCCUGCACCCAGCCAUCACCAGCAACUUCCCCAGCCAGUUCACCUUUGAAGAGAUUCAGUUCUUCAGUGGAUCCAAUUAUCAGCAUGGCAUCGACUGGUACAUGGAUUUCUUUCCCUUCCCCUCCAAUGCCAGCACUGACUUCCUGUUUGAGAAGAGUGCCAAUUACCUGGACUCAGACGUGACCCCAAGGAGGGCUGCUGCCCUGCUGCCAAGGGCCAAAAUCCUGGUCGUACUCAUUAACCCAGUGGACCGGGCGUACUCCUGGUACCAGCACCAGAGGGCUCACCAGGACCCAGCUGCCCUAAAUUAUACAUUCCACCAGGUGGUGUCAGUGGGUCUUGACUCCUCCCCUGAGCUCCUGACCCUUCAGCGUCGCUGUCUGUUUCCUGGGGCCUACGCCAUGCACCUAGACCGCUGGCUGCGCCACUACCCUCCUAGCCAGCUGCUGGUCGUGGAUGGUGCAGUGCUUCGGUCAAAUCCUGUGCAGGUGAUGGAAGGUGUCCAGAGGUUCCUGGGAGUCACGCCUAUCUUCAACUACACUCAGGUCCUGGUGUUUGAUGAAAACAAAGGCUUCUGGUGUCACAGGGUGGAUGGGGGCCGUCCCAAGUGUCUGGGCAAGAGCAAGGGCAGGAAGUACCCCGAAAUGGCCCCAGAGACGAGAUCCUUCCUGUCUGAGUAUUACCGCGAACACAACAUGAAGCUGCUGAAGCUGCUGAAGCAGCUGGGCCAGGCACUGCCCACCUGGCUGAGGGAGGAGAUCCAGAACACCAGCUGGAGCUGAGAAUGGGGGUUCAGGCGGCGGAUGUGGUGGUGGGAAGGCGCCCUCUGCCAUCACCCUCUGGCCAGGAUCCUUUCUCUGUUCUGUAUCCCGUUGUAGCCAAGAGUCUCCAUUUCUGGCUCGAUGUAGCACAGACUCACCGUGCCAACAUCCAUUGAACUUUGGCCUCUGGCAGUUGCACUGUUGGCAAGCAAGUGGAUGUGAGAACUCUUACCCUCCCAACCACCAGCCACAGAACUUGGAAACACUAUGGACACAAGAUGGUGACUGGGAUACAGUCAUAGUCUUCCUUUGGAAAAAUGUAAAAUAUUGUACAUGUUCUUUUUUUAAAGCGGUUGUAUAUUUUGGGUUAGGGUAGCGUGGGUCACAUGGUCUUAAAACAGACACGACAAAACCCGUCCCAUGGAUUGCUGGAUAAGAGAUGCUUUCUUUGGUCUGCUCUCUGCCUACGACUGAAACAAACACACACUGCCACUCCUCUACAGACAAUCAGACAAGCCUGCAGGGGCCUGCUUUGUGCAGGGGAGAGUGGGCGAAGGGCCCCGGGACAGGGCUACUAGACAGUACCAUAGAUCAGUGUUUCCCAACCCAGUUCUUGGGGAACCCCGGACAGUCCACGUUUUUGCUUCCUCUCAGCUUCCAGCGCACCUGUACCAAGUAUUCGGUGUUCCUGAUUGGCUAGGAGCUGGGAGGGAGCAAAAACACAUACUGUCCGGGGUUCCUCAAGGACUGGGUUGGGUAACACUGCCAUAGAUGGUGGGACAGGGGUCAAAUGUCCAUAUCAAGAGCUGCUGUCGGGUUUUUUUUGUGUAUUUUGUAAAAAUGGUCUCUAAAAUGAAAAAGUACCAAUGCAGUAUCAUCUCCAAUAAAUGCAGAGAGGUUGACAGCGUCACUCUUCUGUUAUUUCCUCAUUUCCUUGGUCUGCUGGUGUGCAGAUGUACUUUGUUUUGUGAUUAAAAUCCCCUUCGUAAGUGCCCUGCUGGACAGUGUGCUUCUUUUUGGUGGACAUGUGAUGCGCUGCAGCCAGAAAGCUGUGUGGCUUCGCGCUUACGGCACUUGAUUGUGAGCCUGUAUGGCAGCAAGAAUUGCCUAACGUGUCCACUUGUGUCUGUAUGAAAGUGUGUCUCGUGCAGCUUCUGUCAGUUGGUAUAAAUCAUUGGAUGGAAGCCAGGCUGACAGGCCAGCUUUAUAUAUGUAGACUCUCAAGAUGGUUCAGUAUCUUAAUCAUCAUCCCAGCUGCAUGAUAAAUUGGUGUGAAAAUGUUAAGUAGGCACAUCUUGUUGAUUAAUCAGAAUUCAACAGUUAACAAGUGACUUGACCUUCAUUACAAUGCCUUUGAAGCAUUUAAUUCCCCAAAGGCCUUAAGUCUGAUAGGCUGACGGCUGUUCUAAGGAAAGGCCCGACAGCUCACCUGGUUCUGCCCGAUCGCUCACCAAGUGGAGUGUGCAGGUUCUAAGAGUGAUGCGCGUCUGUUGCAACAGUGUGUGGCCUCCAGUGUCACUGUGUUUGGGUCCCCUGGAUGGUAGUAGUUCUGUGUCAUGCCUGUCUAAUGAAUCUGCAGAAUGAAUUUGGGGGGGGUCAUUUGCUUACUUGCUGUGUGGAGCUGCAGCGACAGCGAGUACAGUACAGUACAGUAAGACACUUGGUCAGAUGUCGUCUUUGCAUUCUUAUCCAAGGCAUAAACAGACUUCCUGAAUUUGGCUACUGCAUAGAGAGCUGCAGCCUCCUGUCUGUCACGCAGGUGCCGCUUUAAGCUGAGGUCUACUUGGUGUGUUGCUGCCUCGUUCGGAUCCAUUAAGUGUUCAGACAGAAGUAACCAAUGGUAUUCUGUGAACUGAGGGUCAUUCUCUCUGACUGUAAGCCUUUGCCCCGCUGCCCACCCUGAGUCUAAUAGUUUACUGCUCUGACAUUUUGAUAAUGAGCUCAAACAGUAUAUUGAGUUGAAUGUAUAAUUCAUACUUUGCGAGUCAUCAGUUCUCUUUUGUUACAUAGGUAAUGAAAUAAGCUGCCCUUUAAAGGAUGACGAACAAGCCACAGUCGAAAUAUUAUUUAUUAAAUACUUUCAGAUCAGGUUUCAAUAACAAAGCUAUGAAGAAGACCUACAAACAUUCAAACAAACACCUGGCAAGUUUGCUUAACUCAUGGUUUAUUUUUUUUUUAUAUGAUCAUGCAAAAUCCAGCAUCCAAUUUGAAACUCGAGUAUAUGAAGCCCCGUAAGUGUACUAUUACAAUGCAGGAGUUUACUAAUAAGGGGACAUACCAAGCUAAGGUGAGCUUCUCAAGUGUCUCACAUCACGCAUAUGUGAGGCUGCACAGUGUGCAUUUACCUCAGAUGCAACUAACUUUUAAGUAAACACAAACUGAAAAACAUUUUACCAGAAAGUAGACAUGCAUAUUUCCUUCUCUUGUAAAACUGCAUAUAUGGUUUUGUUACGCUGUGGCUUACGGUUCCCUUAGUAUUGUGUGUCCGGGCUCUGCAGCAGUGACUGUUUCAGUUUAGUGUCCUCCUCUGUGUUCCCUUUUUUAAUAAUGUAAACUGGACUUUAGCUUGAUCUUUCCCCAAAUUCGCACUCACUCACACGUGCACACGCAUGUAAUGAAAACACUUUACCAGGCAACCAGUUCUCACAGCGCAAGUCACACGUUGAAACGACUUAGAACAUCACAUCAUCUAGUACACUGCAACAUGGAGACAGUGUCAGGUGUUUAACUCACAGAGCUAACAUUGUGUUACACAGCACAGUUGGGGGGAUGUUACACAGUGUGAAGAAGGCAGAGCAUUAUU